CAUGGCGAUGCAAGCCAUGUACUAGAUUGAUAGUAGUCAAGAGUCCAUCGUCAUCUUUGCUUGAACAAAAAUAGUAGGUGAAUUUUCAAAGAGAUGAGUCAGGAGGAGAAUUACCAGUUUACCACACAUGGUAACAGCUGCGAGUUCUUGAUGUCGCCUCGAAAGCGCCAUUAAACCUUAAUUAAAGUAGGAGGUCAAGGCCUUGUGAUGUGUUUUAACGUUUUUCUAGCUAUUAAACGGUAGAUAAAGCCAAAGAAGUUGCAAGUGAGUUGCUUGCUUGUCUGAAAACUGAAAAGGAAAAAGAAAAAGGACCCACUUGCCUUAGACUAUUCCUCCUCUCGUCUUUCUUUUCUGGAUCUAGGAAAGAAAACCCAAAUCCAUGGCUUAAUCCCCGGUCGCCGGAGCUACUGGGUUUGCUGUGUCUCUCCGUUUUUGGAUUGGGGGAAUACAGGGGGGAAAUAGGGGGUAGGAGAAAUGGGAAUGGUGGGUGUCCAAGAAAAUGGGAGGACAGAGAUGGGGUUGGCAGGGGUGUCUCUUGGGAGCAAGAACAAAUACAGGAGAAUGGAUUCCGAGCUCCCUGAGGAUGGUGAUGAUGCUUCACAUCAUGUUUAUCAAGACAGGAGGAGCAGUACCAGAAAAUAUGUAAUAGCCUGUGCUGUUUUCGCUUCUCUCAAUAAUGUUCUUCUUGGAUAUGAUGUAGGUGUCAUGAGUGGAGCCAUCAUAUUCAUUCAAGAAGAUUUAAAGAUAACUGAAGUACAGGAAGAAGUACUUGUCGGAAUUCUGAGCGUUGUUUCCCUUUUUGGUAGUUUGGCUGGUGGAAGAACAUCCGAUAUUAUUGGUAGAAAAUGGACAAUGGGUUUAGCUGCAGUUAUCUUCCAAAUUGGUGCAGCUAUAAUGACACUUGCUCCUUCGUUUCAAGUACUAAUGAUAGGAAGAUUCUUGGCUGGGGUUGGAAUAGGCCUUGGAGUCAUGAUUGCUCCUGUCUAUAUAGCUGAGAUAUCACCCAGUGUAGCUAGAGGCUCACUUACCUCCUUCCCAGAGAUUUUCAUUAAUUUCGGUAUCUUACUUGGAUAUGUUUCCAACUAUGCAUUUUCAGGUCUUCCAGUGCAUACAAACUGGAGAGUAAUGCUUGCUGUGGGAAUUUUGCCCUCAAUCUUUAUCGGAUUUGCACUCUUCGUAAUCCCUGAGUCACCGAGGUGGUUGGUCAUGCAGAAUCGAGUUGAAGAAGCAAAAUUGGUGCUGUUGAAAACAAAUGAGAAUGAAGGAGAGGUGGAGGAGAGACUUGCAGAAAUACAACAAGCUGCUGGUUUUACUAAUGGAGAGAAGCAUGAAGAAAAAGCUGUGUGGCGGGAACUGUUGAGCCCUUCUCCUUCAGUUAGACGGAUGUUGGCCGUUGGUGUUGGAAUCCAGUGUUUCCAACAGAUCACAGGAAUAGAUGCAACUGUUUAUUACAGCCCUGAAAUCUUCAAAGAAGCUGGAGUUGAGGGAAAUUCAAAUGUUCUUGCUGCAACAGUUGCUGUGGGUGUGUCGAAGACGGCCUUUAUCUUGGUAGCUAUAUUUCUCAUCGACAAACUUGGCAGAAAGCCCUUGCUCUACAUAAGCACAAUUGGAAUGACUAUUUGUUUAUUCAGUCUGGGGCUCUGUCUCUCAGUACUGGGAAAAGGACAGGUUGGGAUUGCUUCAGCAAUUUUAUUCGUUUGUGGGAAUGUGGCUUUCUUUUCCAUUGGGGUUGGCCCUGUUUGCUGGGUUUUGACAUCUGAAAUAUUCCCAUUGAGGCUGCGUGCCCAAGCAGUAGCACUUGGGGCAGUGGGAAAUAGGGUUUGCAGUGGCUUGGUCGCCAUGUCUUUCCUUUCCGUUUCCCGUGCAAUUACAGUGGGUGGAACAUUCUUCAUUUUCUCAGCAAUUUCAGCUCUCUCUGUUGUCUUUGUUUACACAAUUGUUCCUGAGACUAAAGGAAAGUCACUAGAGCAGAUUGAGAUGCUAUUUCAAAAUGAAACUGGAGGCCUAGCAAGUGAAGUGGAACUAGGUGAUGUUGAGCAUCUUGUGCAGAAAGAAUAACUAGGAGCCGGUAGACUCAACAGAUUAUCAAUAUUUUUCAGUUCUUCUACCCAGGCAAUUGGAUUGAAAGAUGCUCACAAAUCAUAUUAAGUUGAUGAUUAGCAUGUCAUGAGAGCCCAUGUAAAUGAGUUCUGAGUUGAAUCUAACACUGCUGGUGCCUGUAGCCAGAAGUAUCAGUGCAGAGGCAGCCAUAGGCAGAGAGUAUAACUUCACUCACUUUAAUGCUUGUUGUCAGUCAGAACUCAGAAGCAUUCCCAAGUUCAUUGUGAGUUGCACCAUUCCCUUUGUAGGAUCUGUACUGUAAAAUCCGUAUGAAAAUUGUAUCUGCCAUGGUAUUGGAUGGGUGUUAGGCAGACCAUGUCCGUUGUUACUGUCUGAUUAUUAUGAUACACUUUUUAAUAAAGUUUGCAAUCGCAAGAGAUGGAUUCUUUGACGACUUUGUGCUACAACAGGUAGCCACAUUAAGAUUUUCCUGGUUUGUGGUUA
This is a messenger RNA of Tripterygium wilfordii, 2544 nucleotides long. Its product is annotated as probable polyol transporter 4. The transcript has 2 exons. Gene Ontology annotation, molecular function: myo-inositol:proton symporter activity. Gene Ontology annotation, biological process: transmembrane transport. NCBI's taxonomy places the organism in Eukaryota, Viridiplantae, Streptophyta, Magnoliopsida, Celastrales, Celastraceae. Bases 475 to 2058 code for a protein of 527 amino acids. Gene Ontology annotation, cellular component: membrane. The record is from RefSeq and is a predicted model, not a curated record.